Polistes canadensis is the source of this 1050-nucleotide messenger RNA. RefSeq lists its product as uncharacterized. The record is from RefSeq and is a predicted model, not a curated record. NCBI's taxonomy places the organism in Eukaryota, Metazoa, Arthropoda, Insecta, Hymenoptera, Vespidae. The transcript has 4 exons. The coding region runs from base 1 to 1050 and encodes 349 amino acids.
AUGAGGCGUAGGUCCUCUCAGACGACCAAACGAGUCAGAUUCUGGUCACCUAUCUCAGACAUCGAUCGUUCGUCUAAUUCGUCGCUUUCAACGUGCUCUCGAGCUYYAGUACUCUUAGCUACUAGCAAAGCCUUUGCCAUAUCUUUAAAUGGAUCGCCUAAAUUAGUACGUCUUCUCAUUGAUCCUGGAUCAGAGUUGACUUUAGUCUCCUUUAAAAUCAUAGCUAAGCUAAAGCUUAGCCGUUCUCCAGGAAACAUUUCUAUCCAGGGUGUGGGUAGUACAUCUCGAGGAGCGACCCAAGGUCGAGUGUCUUUGGUCUUCCAAUCGACAUACUCGUCAUCUCGGAUUCAUCUUAAGGCAUUCAUUUUACCAAAAAUCACAUCUCAGUUGCCGUCGUCUGUAAUAUCAGAGCAAGAUUGGCCUCAUCUCAGAUCUCUUAAAUUAGCGGAUCCUGACUUUCUCACUCCAAAUCACAUUGACAUACUUAUUGGUGCCGAUAAUCUCAGAACAGUUCUCAAGUCCUCUCGCCUUGUUAUAGGAGGCGACUCAGAACCUAUAGCCUUCCAAACCAGAUUCGGUUGGGCAGUUCUAGGCGCAACUUCCAGCCCAAGCAAGGAAGAAGUCUCAUUUUCCCCCACGUCAACCUUGAGUCUCGUUGAAUCGCAAUGCGAGCAGCACUUUGUURAUACGCACUCUCGAUUGCCAACUGGUCGUUACAUGGUUCGCCUGCCGUUCUCGAAAGACAUAUCCACCUUAGGGCAUUCAAGGUCUUUUGCCAUGAGAUGCCUUGAAAGACUUCUCAAGAAAUUCGUAUCUGAUAGGCAUUUCAAGGAGACCUACACUGAUUUCCUUAAAGAAUAUGAGUCUUUAGGACAUAUGGUUCCUGUUCCUCAGGAUGCUCCUGAGCCAUCUCAGGCGUAUUACUUUCCGCAUCACGGAGUUUGGCGCGAGCAAAGUUCCUCCACCAAACUGCGGGCAGCACAAGUACAUUUUCAUUACGGACAUUGUAAAAAUGUUUCGCCAAAUYCAAGUGCAUCCCAAAGAUCAUGA